AUGAGUGCAAAAUCCAAACCAGUGUUUUUGGAUAUUGAUUCCAGCAUUGUGGAAAAUAAUUUACGUUUUGCGCAAAAUGAGGAAGAAGACUUUACAAAAUUGUUUACUAAUGCAACAAAGCCUUCUAAACUUGUUAAACCCAGUCCAGGUUUAUGUGUAAAAACUAAAGAAGUAGGAACAUCAACCAAAGUAUUUGUCAACGUAUGUCAAACAGACGCUAUACCCCCACCUAAAGAAAUAACCGAACAAGAAUUACUAGAACUUCUUAAAGAUGAGGAACCGGACUUCAAAGUCCCUAUGAGUAUUGGAGAAACAAGAACUGAAAAAGACAAAAACAAUAUCGACGCCAAAGUGGUUGAUAUCGCGAUUAACCCGAAAUUUUUUAAAAAGAUAGAAUCCAUACAGUCUUUUAAGGAGUUUUUUAUGGCUGUAGCAUUUCAAAUUAUUAUAAUUUUAUUUUUUGAACACAAAUACGGGUUGGUCUGCGUGGACGAAAAAAUAAUUCUGCGCAACAAAAGAGCUUUUGGAAUUCUGCAAAGCCACAGAAUUGAACAGAGGGAAAUCGACGAGAAAAUGGGAAAACAGGCGGAAAGUAAUAAGUCCGUUUUGGAUAAAAUUACGGGUAGGACUGAGGAACCAAAGAAAAAAGUAUUGAUUGAAACCAUAUCCAGUGCUGAGAAUAAAGUCAAGGAGCCCGAGUAUAGACUUUAUAAGAAAAAGGGCGGGCAAAAUUGCUUGAUUGGCGAGUUCAGGCUGCCAAAUUUGGUGUCAGUUAGCGAACUUACACUGGACAUUGGUGAAGACCGUAUUUUAUUGGAAUCCACAGCGAAAGGUUACUUCUUGGACAUUUUCGUCCCAUAUGUAGUCCGGCGAGAAAGUUGUACAUCUACAUUUGAAAAGGCUUCCAAGGUAUUAACAGUAACAAUGCCCUUAGUGGGUGGAUAAAAUUAUUAAGGCAUUACAGCACAAUUCGUUUUUAUUAGAAUUUAGUGCACUUUAAAAUUAUAAAAUAAUAUUUUAAGUUUAAGGAUCUGAAUUUGUACAUUUUAUUGUUUUUUUUAAUAAAUGUUCUUUAUUAUGCAUAUUGCCUUUUUUACUAUUUACAAUUCCUAUUUAAGUACCUCAUUUUUUUAAAGAUUACAAUUUAUUUCAUAUAAUUAAUAUAUUAAGCAAAUUUUUGCUAAAUUGUGCAGAAUAAAUUUAAAUGUAAUAAUUAAUUUAGCAUCUUAUUACCAACAAAUUUGUUGUGACUGGAAACAAAAAGAAUUAAUUCUAAUGUCAACCAAAUUAUGAAACCACAAAUUGUGCUUUUAAUC
Brassicogethes aeneus is the source of this 1316-nucleotide messenger RNA. NCBI's taxonomy places the organism in Eukaryota, Metazoa, Arthropoda, Insecta, Coleoptera, Nitidulidae. The record is from the annotation of a GenBank genome assembly.